AUGGAUGCUAUCAUUAUCUCCAAGUUUGGAGGGCCUGAAGUCCUCGAGAUUCAGAAAGUGACCAAACCAGAACCUGUUAAGGGAGAGGUUCUGAUACGGGUCUUUGCCUUCGGUGUAAACCAUGCGGAGAUGCACAUGCGCAAAGGUGAAUGGGAUGAAUGGAACCCUAUCUCCGGCUUGGAAUGCGCUGGAGUCGUCGAAGCUUGCCCGGGGGGCGAGUUAGAGUCCGGCACUAAGGUCGUUGGCGUCAUGGGAGGUAUGGGGAGAAAUCGUCCCGGGGGAUAUGGCUCAUAUGUCAAUGUCCCAGUUGCGAACGUGGUCCCAAUCAAAACAGAGCUUCCUUGGGAGUACCUCGCAGCUAUCCCCGAAGUUUAUUCCACGGCAUACUCUUGCCUUUUCACCGUUCUCGACUUGAAGCCCGGCGAGUCGUUACUCAUCCGCGGAUCCACCUCUACCAUUGGCCAGGCAGCUCUUCAUUUGGCAGUUGACGCGGGUGCUCGGGUCACGGCGACAACAAGGCGAGAGGCGCGAUUCAGCUUUGUGAAGGAUAUGGGCGCCGUAGACGCCAAAGUAGAACACAAGGGCCUUCAAUCCGCAUUCCCCAGCGGCUUCAAGUUCGACAAAAUCCUGAACCUCAUUGGCAACACCGUUCUCCUGGAAUCCAUCAGUUUGACUCGAGCUGGCGGACGCAUGUUGCAAGCGGGAUGGUUGGGCGGAUUGGAACCCGUUCCCAACUUCAACCCCAUGGUUGAGAUGAAACCCGGUGUUCACUUUAGCUUAUUCCACAGCAAAGUACUGGGCUCGCCUGAGUUUCCCAUGUCCAACAUUCCCCUCCAGGAGAUAGUCACCAAGAUUGAGAAGGGCGCGUGGGAUGCCAGACCAGCGUUUGUUUUCGAGUAUAAGGACAUUCAGAAGGCGCAUGAGAUGCUGGACUCUCACAAUGCUGGAGGAAAGAUUGUGGUCAAACAUUAG
Messenger RNA from Trichoderma citrinoviride, 972 nucleotides. Its product is annotated as GroES-like protein. Lineage: Eukaryota; Fungi; Ascomycota; Sordariomycetes; Hypocreales; Hypocreaceae. The record is from RefSeq and is a predicted model, not a curated record. Bases 1 to 972 code for a protein of 323 amino acids. Gene Ontology annotation, molecular function: oxidoreductase activity. The transcript has a single exon.